UAAAUUAGCGAUUCUGAGUGCACAGACACAGCUUGCAGUCGUCGCUUUUUCCAGCUGACGCGUUUCCCCUUUAAAGGCGCGCUGCAGAGGCUGUGACGCGGCUCGGAAACCCGGAUCCUGGUCGCCCGUACUGUCAGCCACGUCACCGAUCAGCGGCGCGAGCACACAGUCCAGCACAGACCAUCAGAGAGACUUUGCAGUAAAUUAUCACGGAUUCUCUUGCGCAUAUAAAUCACUAAGAGAUUCAUGCUAGCAACCGGAUGAGCAGCAGAAAGAAAGAGUUUAUUUUGUGUAUGUGUGUGGUUUGUUUUUUGCGGAGCGAACAUCUGUCCUUGGAACAGCUGCAUAAGUUAACUCUUUGAAUCCAGCGCUGAUUGCCGAUAACAUGAAUAUCUUCCGUCUGUCUGGAGAUGUUUGUCAUCUGGUCGCCAUCAUUAUUCUGUUCCUGAAGAUCUGGAGAUCCAAAUCAUGCGCAGGUAUUUCUGGGAAGUCUCAGGUGCUGUUUGCGCUGGUCUUCACCACCAGAUAUCUGGAUCUGUUCACAUCCUUCAUCUCCAUCUACAACACCGUGAUGAAGGUGGUGUAUCUGGUCCUGGCGUACGCCACUGUCAGCCUCAUCUACUUCCGCUUCAGGAACUCGUACGACUCUGAGAGCGACUCGUUCCGUGUGGAGUUCCUGCUGGUGCCGGUGGCCGGUCUGUCGUUCCUGGAGAACUACGCCUUCACGCCGCUGGAGAUACUGUGGACGUUCUCCAUCUAUUUGGAGUCGGUGGCCAUCCUGCCGCAGCUCUUCAUGAUCACUAAGACAGGUGAGGCUGAGUCCAUCACCACACACUACCUGUUCUUCCUGGGCCUGUACCGCGCGCUGUACCUCGCUAACUGGGUGUGGCGCUAUCACGUGGAGGGAUUCUUCGACCAGAUCGCCGUGGUGUCCGGCGUCGUCCAGACCAUCUUCUACUGCGAUUUCUUCUAUCUGUACUUCACCAGAGUACUGAGAGGACGUGGAAAGAUGACUUUGCCGAUGCCGGUGUGAGUUGUUGGAUCAGGCCCCGCCCCUGCAUUAGGCCACACCCAGUUGUGACAUCAUCACCAGCCGCCUUGUAGCUC
This is a messenger RNA of Cyprinus carpio (common carp), 1107 nucleotides long. RefSeq names its product ER lumen protein-retaining receptor 3-like. Gene Ontology annotation, cellular component: endoplasmic reticulum; membrane; cis-Golgi network. NCBI's taxonomy places the organism in Eukaryota, Metazoa, Chordata, Actinopteri, Cypriniformes, Cyprinidae. Gene Ontology annotation, biological process: endoplasmic reticulum to Golgi vesicle-mediated transport; protein retention in ER lumen. The record is from RefSeq and is a predicted model, not a curated record. Gene Ontology annotation, molecular function: ER lumen protein retrieval receptor activity.